This is a messenger RNA of Eublepharis macularius, 4887 nucleotides long. RefSeq names its product zinc finger CCCH-type containing 6 (gene ZC3H6). Gene Ontology annotation, molecular function: metal ion binding; RNA binding. Gene Ontology annotation, cellular component: nucleus. Gene Ontology annotation, biological process: negative regulation of DNA-templated transcription. The transcript is spliced from 12 exons. Bases 471 to 4019 code for a protein of 1182 amino acids. The record is from RefSeq and is a predicted model, not a curated record. Lineage: Eukaryota; Metazoa; Chordata; Lepidosauria; Squamata; Eublepharidae.
GCGCCAUGUUUGUAAGGAAGAAAUAACCCGAGCAGCUUCUCCUCUCCGGCCACCACCAGCUCCCGUUUCCCCAGCCCCGCGUGUGUUUCCCCCUCAUUUUUCAUUGUGCGUGUGCAGUGGAUGUUGUCACUCCCUGGGCCAGGAUUUUUCCUCCGAAGUCGCCUUCAUCUCUCACUCAUUUUGCUGAGGCGCUGGGGCAGCCUCUUGCCUAGGGCGGCCGUUAAAGUGUCCCUCUGUGUUCCCCACUCAGUAAACCGUGAGUGAAACCGUCGUUCGUCGCCUCAAGGGGAUCCUACCGCCUUCUUCCCUCAGCAGAAACAGCGUCGUCGCUGUGCGUGUUUUGAGUGUAUGGUGUGUGCGCGCGCGCGCUCCUCCUCCCCCCUCUCCCAACGCCCCAUCACGGGCAGCAGCAGCAGUAUUCUGCCUUCCUCCUCCUCCUCCUCCCUGCACACACAGCCUGAACCAGCACAAUGGCCUUUGAAAGCCUGUUCUCCAAGCCCCCAAACCCAGUUCUUGACCAAAACAUGCCCGACUCUGACAGGCAGCAUGCAGGGGAUGAAAGAGAAGAUGGUGAACUUGAGGAUGGUGAAAUAGACGAUGCUGGUUUUGAAGAAGAUAAGGAAGAACAAGAUGCAAAAGUUGAAGAUAAACAGAAAAAUGAAAAAACACACAGAAAAUCUCGAAAGAAACGCAAAAAAGAAAAAGAAAAGAAAAAAUCAAAAAGAAGAAGACGAGAUAAACACAAGCAUAAUUCGCCAUCUAGUGAUGAUAGCUCUGAUUAUAGCAUCGAGUCUGAUUCUGAACGUUCAGAAAGACCCCAUAAAAAAGGAGCUGGUUUCUACAGAGAUUAUGAUUCUUCAUUUCUUCAGCAUGGGCAUAUUUCAGGAAAAUACACAUCUUCACAGAAGACACAGCAUAAUAAAAAGUCAAAAAGCAAGGACUAUGAGGAUUAUAGCAAUUACAGCGAUGAUAAUUUUGGCUACAAUGAAGAUGAAAAAGAGGAUUUUGCUGAUCAGUUAAAACAAUAUAGACAAGCUAAAGAAACACCAAAUGCUGAUUUAGAACCUCCAGUUUCAAAAGAACCAGUGAAAAAGCAAGGGAUGAAAGGGAUUCACAAAGGUGCUACACAAACUGGCAAUAGCUACGGUGUGGGCCGAGGCCGUGGCAUUCAAAAGAAACUGAAACGUAAAGACCGUGGAAGGGGAAGAGGUGCAAAUAAAGGACCUGAAGAGGAAAUAAAGCAAGUGAAGAAGUGGCCAACUAUGAGUCAGGCAUUCAUAAACCAGCAUACUGUGGAACACAAAGGAAAACAAAUUUGUAAAUAUUUCUUAGAGGCACGAUGCAUUAAGGGAGACCAGUGUAAAUUUGAUCAUGAUGCAGAGAUAGAGAAGAAAAAGGAAAUCUGCAAAUUUUACAUACAGGGUUAUUGUUCCAAAGGAGAGAACUGUAUUUAUAUGCAUAAUGAAUUUCCUUGCAAGUUCUAUCAUACAGGAGCAAAGUGCUACCAUGGUGAUAAAUGCAAGUUUUCUCAUGAUCCACUAACUAAAGAAUCAAAAGAACUACUUGAUAAAGUACUGAAUACUGAAGAGGAGCCACAAAAUGAUGAUGAGAAAGAAGUGGAAGAACUUAGGAAGCGAGGCAUAGUUCCUCUUCCUAAGCCACCUCCUGGAGUUGGACUUUUGCCAACCCCACCAGAACCGUUUUCAUUUAGUGAGGAAGAUAUGGAAAACUUUCAAGAUCCCUCUGGUGAAUUCAAGAAAAUACCAUCGCUCUUCGAGAUAGUUGUAAAGCCAACUGUGGAUUUAGCACACAAGAUUGGAAAGACCCCGCCAGCUUUCUAUAACAGCACAUCACCACCAGGACCAGAAUUUGAGGGGAGUGAUGCACAUAUGUACAAUGCAGAAUCAAGCCCAGGACAUAAUGGACCAUCAGGACUACCAGGUUCUCCUGGGCAUCCUUGUACAGGUCCAGCAGUGCCACAAAGUCCACCUUUACAGCAAGUUCCUCCAGGUUUCUUAGGCCCACAGGGUCAAAUUGGUGGACCUAUGCAUGGACAGCAGGGUGGUCCACCUUUAACACCACCUGGUGCAUCAUACAGCUGUGUAGCUGCUCAAGAGCUUAUGGCUAACAUGCCGAGAGACAAUCAUUGCCUACCUGGGCCUCCAUAUCAGCAAAUUCCCAGUGAAAGGCAGCCAAAUAUUGGUUAUGAAAAUGCUCCCAAUUUCUAUGACAAUUAUUAUUCACAUCAGGCUGUACAUAACUUCCAAACAAACAAUAACACUUGUGAUGGUACAUGGCAUGGAGAAUUUACCGAUCAUCAACCUCACCACAUUUCUUCAGAUUCACAUAACAGUGGGACUGAAUACGAGUCAGACUGUGCCCCUACAGCAGGACACAAUUCAACCAUUAAUGUACCAGAUUUUCUUCCUGCAAUGCAGAAGGCCCUUUUUGUAAGGCUUAGUCAAAAACAGCAAGAUGAUGGAGAAAGGAUGAGCAGUCAGUGUCAAAGGACACUGAGUAGAGAAGAAGAUGAUAAUGUAAACUGGUACUCCAGUAGUGAAGAGGAGGAAGGAAGCAGUGUUAAGUCAAUACUAAAAACCUUAAAGAAACAAAGUGAGACAUUUAGGAAUCAGCAAUCAGCAGAACAACAGCUGCGUAUUAUGCCUACUGACCCAAGACUUAGUAAGGAAAGAGGUCCAGGAAAUCAAGCUGUUGAUCCUAGGCUGAGAUCAGCUUCAAGAUCAAAUGCUAGGAAACUUUCAGAGUCGGGAACCUUGGACCCAAGGCUCGCACGAGAUCCUAGAAUCUUAAAAAGUAGUGAAAGCAGUCAUACAAGUUCAUCUGUUGGUGGAGCAAAGCUAGAGUUGCAUCACACGCAUCCUGGUGUCAAGGUCGUGCAAAAAGGCCUAGAGGAAGAUGAUGAAGAUGUAGAACGAGAACUGAGAGAGAGAGCCUUUUUAAUACCAUUGGAACCUCUACCUGGUGUAACAAUACGAGAUCCAAGAUCACAACUUCGACAAUUCAGCCACAUUAAAAUGGACAUUGUCCUGAGCAAACCUAACUUUGCUAAGCAUAUCGUAUGGGCACCUGAAGACUUACUUCCAGUACCUUUGCCGAAGCCAGACCCAGUAUCCUCAAUCAAUUUACCCCUUCCUCCACUUAUAGCUGACCAGAGAUUUAAUCAGUUACGCAAUAGCAAAAGUGAUCCCAUCCCAUCUGACCCAAGACUAGCAGCAAAAGCAAAAAAUAAUACAAAUAUAGCAAAUAGAAGUGGCUCAUUGGACCACUGUACAGAUUCACAUGCUGGUAGCAUCGCAAACAAAUUAGGGGAUCCUCGGUUGCAGAAAAACAUUGACCCCAGACUUCACAGGCUGCCUAGUACAGACUCCCACCAUGGUAUAAUGAAGGAUUCUCUGCCUCCAAAAACUGACCCCAGGUUAGCAAAAUCUGGCAGUGGUACAUCACAGUCUUCAGAAGCUACAAAUUUUAAAUCUGACUCUGAUGUGUUGCCUCCAUAUGCACCUAAGCUAUCAUCUGCUAGUGCUAGAAUGGGCACUCCGAGCUCAAUACUUAGUGGCAUUAGUUUGUAUGAUCCAAGAAAUCACACUUCUUCAGACCCCUCUCCUGUUAAUUCAGGGGAGAAUGGAGAAAAUCAGAAAAAGGGUAUUUUGAAAAAUGCUGGCCAAAGUGAAGCUACUGUCUCAGAGGAACAGUUGUCUACAAAAACAUCUCCAAACAUGGAAAAAGGUCUGGAAAUGUUUGGAGAAGCCAAUGCAGAUAAAGUGGGUAGUGUCAGUAAAUCUCAGGCAAAACACUCCAGUGCUGCUCCAGCAGUGCACAAUCUUCCUAUCCAAGCUUUAUCAGGGUUAAUCAGACCACAGUACAGUGAGCAGAGGCAGGUGAGGCAGCCUGGGCAGAUCAGUCUGACACAAGAAAGUGAUCCAAAUGGGGAAUCGGAUGACAAAUCACUAAAGGAGGUUUUCAAGACAUUUGAUCCAACUGCUUCACCUUUUUGUUAGUUGUUGGUUUAUUAAGACUUUUUACAUUGUGAAUAAUGCAGAAUUCUGCAGUUUUGUAACUGGUUUACCUCUAUGCUUUAUUUAUUUUUAAAUUAUAACUAGAAAACACUCUGGGGCUGCUAUUUUCAGAACCACAUGCAGUAAGUAAUACAUUAUGCUAUGGUGUUUGCCAAGUUGGUAUUUUCUAUAUAAUUUUCCCAUUUCAGGGAGGACUAAUCAUGGAUCUGUUUAAAAAAAUAGGUAUAUCAUGUUAGAUCUGAGAGAAGCACUUUCAUUGUAAAUAAUCAUCAAGAAUUCAAUUUGAAGACUUGUAUAUGUGUAAUUGUCUUUUCAAAAUCAACAUUUAGAGAAUGUUUGCCACUUUUGUAUGAUUGUAUAGGUUUAAGCAAUAUAAUGUACAUUAACUGUGAGAGACACUAUUUAAAGACAAUUAUCUGAUCUAUCAAGCCAAACUUGCUAACUAAAAUAAAAAUAUUGUUCUUUUCUGAACAUUUGACACAAGGCAUCAUUUUUAUUCAUGCAUUCGAUAUUCUUAGCUUAAAAACUGUAUUGUGUAUUGUUAAAAAACAACUUUUUAAAGUAUUUUAUUCCAUUCUGUAUAUAAAAGAAAUUUCGAAGGAUAUAAUUAGAACAUUACAGUUAAAGUGGAAAACACUUAAUUUGUCUGUAUAACACUGUAUUUCCUUUUUUCAUGUAUACACUUCUCAGUGCUAUGUCACAUUGUGGUGGUCAUGUAUUCAAUGUAUUUUUGUAUUCAACUACUUAAUUUGUAUUGCUUUUUUGUAUUGAUGUAACUACAGUAACCUGUAUUCAUGUAUCUAUAUGACAUUUUUAACAAAUUAAAAAAUAGUGAAAAUCUCUAGCCUUU